AUGCCCUGGAGAGUCGGCCAGGUAUACGGGCACCUCACACGAACGGCGUUACUCCACGCAUCUGCGCCUCGAAUUGUCACACACAAGCCGUUCUUGGUCGACCAUCCUCUUGGGGCUGCCGUAGACGCCAUGUUCUCUCUUCUAUCCAAAACGGGGAAUCCAUUCGAGGCGCAGGAGAGCUGCAGGUGGACAGAGCUGCGGGAACAUCUGUGCGACAGGGCCCGAACCGUCGACCUCGCGGUGCAGUUGGCAGAUACGUACAGGGCACACCGUGCUCUCCGAGUGCUCACUUUGUCCCAUGUGCUCGGUUGCAAAUUGAAGCAAAACGCCUACGAAUGCGUGGCACAUCAAUUAGCCAGUGCAAGACGGUGGCCGUUGGUGACUUCCCUUGUCGAGUUGGCACGACGUCAGACUGGUCGGACGACUGCCCGAUUGCUCAAUUGGCGUGCACGCGCUCUCAUCGAAUCGCAGGAGUUCGCCACACUCGAUCGUGUCUUGGACAUCUUCGAACAGGAACGAGUGGGGCCGAACCGCAGGACGUUCCACAUACUCGUUUCAGGCCACCUUCGCAACCGCGAUCUCGCCCGCGCAAGCGAUGCCGGAAUCAAAGUCGAUGCAUCUACCCACGCACUCAUCAUCUCAUCCUACCGCCAGUUCGGCCUUGCCCAUUCUGUGAAGACGAAGGCCCUAGAUGUGUUGCACGAAAGCGACGAUCGCUCCGCCACCAAUAUGAUCAACAGCCUCGUUCAACAGUCCUUGGACAGGGACGACAUUCAGGGAGCCAUGCGCUAUCUUGCCCUGUUCGAGCCCGACAGCAUGCCUUCCACUGCCGACGGAGGUUCCAUCCACCGCGACGGAGACAUGACAUCUCUGGGGUCGGCAAACCGUCACGGACCCAGAACGGUAACCCCUGCGCAGGACGCCCACACCUUCACGAUCCUCAUUAACCAUUUGGCGAAGCAGGCCGACCUUCCCCGUGCUCUUCAGAUUCUCGACCGCAUGCAGGAGACUGGUGUGCAACCAGACAGUAGCACCGCUGCUGCUUUGGUCCGAGCUCAUUUCGCUGCCGGUCAGGCCACCGCCGCUAUUCGGAUCGUCGCAAAUAUGUGCCAUGCACGGCGCGUCAUGAAUGCAUCGCGGCGCAUCAUGCAUGCAUCGUUCAGGCAGCUUGGACUAACCACCAGUGGGAUUAAUGAACCGUCCUUGCUGCCCCCUGGUAUCCCUCCCACGGUGGAAGUCUUCAAUGCGUUGAUCCGAGGAACCCUAACAACGCGUCGCCUUAAUGGUAUGCGUGUCGUGCUGCGUAUCAUGAACUUCUGCAACAUCAGACCGGACGACACGACAGCUCACCUUUUGUUAUUGCACCUUGACAAGGUAGAGCACGCGUCACCUCGGGAUAUCAUGCGACGCUUGCGACGUCUCCUUCCCCACCGAGCCACACCCACUAUUCAGCACUUGAACGUCAUCUUACAUUCUAUCCUUCGCCGCGAAGACGGCCUCCGUCGACAGAUGAAUCGCACAUCGUCACCAGAGUCAUCGAUGUCAUCCGAGGACAGCAAGACAUGGGACAAGAUUUCCGGGUCCGAGGAGUCUUACGACCCUGCAGCUGGUUUGAAGGUCCCUGAACGCCCCUCGUAUCGGGGACAGUUUCAACCCAUUCUCCGGUCGCUGCGGGACCGUGGUAUACGCAGCGACCGGGCGACUUACGCGCUCAGAAUCAGACACGACGCCACAUUCCAAGCGAUGAUCAACCGAGGCUUGCAUCCUAACGUAUAUCACUUUGCGGCGGUCAUGGAGGGUUACUCAGUCGUUGGGGAUAUCGAUGGCGCGAUGUCCGUCAUGGACUCGGCGAUCAAGGAGGGCAUUCGGCCGAACCUCAAGUUGUACACCAUCCUCAUUACCGCCUGCGUCCAACAGAAGGACGCGGGUCGCGCCCUCCGCAUAUUCCGGAGUAUGCUUGCUGCGAACAUUCAGCCUGAUGCCAUUGCGCUGCAUGCACUCGGGCGGGCAUUCGUAGCUGCGGGGCAGAAGGGGGAGGCUCGACGGAUCUUGCUACAGCUUUGGCCGAUGGUGGCUGUGCUUCCGGAGGACCUACAUAGUGCGCCACUGGUGCGGCUCAUGGAUGCCCUGACGUCGCUUGGCGGGAAAGCGAGCAAGGAGGAGGCCAGGAAGCCGCUGAACGGGCGGGAGGCGCGGUUCUUGAGGUGGAAAGUCAACCGACUGAUGGGGAGUUGGGGAGAUCGUCCUCCUAGUCUAAAGCUAAGGGUCGGGGUGCUGCUUCGCGUCGUGUAG
This is a messenger RNA of Fomitopsis serialis, 2292 nucleotides long. RefSeq lists its product as uncharacterized. The record is from RefSeq and is a predicted model, not a curated record. Lineage: Eukaryota; Fungi; Basidiomycota; Agaricomycetes; Polyporales; Fomitopsidaceae. Bases 1 to 2292 code for a protein of 763 amino acids. Gene Ontology annotation, molecular function: protein binding. The transcript has 4 exons.